This is a messenger RNA of Haliotis rubra (blacklip abalone), 1908 nucleotides long. Its product is annotated as mucin-3A-like. Lineage: Eukaryota; Metazoa; Mollusca; Gastropoda; Lepetellida; Haliotidae. Bases 1 to 1758 code for a protein of 585 amino acids. The record is from RefSeq and is a predicted model, not a curated record. The transcript is spliced from 4 exons.
AUGAAGUUGGUACUACCAAGAGGUCCUUUGCCCAGAGCUUUAAUCUUCUUUCAAAUGUAUCUGGUGUUGGUUACACAUGGAAGCGAUUAUCGACAGGGUCACUUUCAAGCAAUACCAUCCCUGGAAAAUUAUAUUGUCAUGGAUUCUGCUUUGUGGGUUCGAGGGAACGUCAGAGGUAUAAGUCGGUGCACCCUGAUGUGUUUGGCGGACGAGUCUUGUGGGUCUUUUUUCUACAACACUGUCACUGGGAGCUGCAUCGGGCACAGCAACGUUCUUACAUGGACGGCAACUGCUUCUGCAGCCUCGGGUUCUGUUUACUACAAAAGGAACGUACAAUCUGGCACCUCACCUGGCGGUUAUCCAGUGCCCUCUUCAACACCAGGAACUACCAUUGCAUUGACUACAACUCCUCAAUCUUCAGCUACAACCCCAACUACCACCCCAACUGCUACAACCGUUACCAAAUCAACUACAACCUCCACAGCUUCGGUUAUAACUGCAAACAGCGUAUCAACAACUAAAUUCACAACUCUAACCAACUCAGCAACAGUUACUACCAGCCUAAUUAGAAUCAUUACACCUACUCCAACAACUACGUCUCCGACAACUACGACUACUGGUAGAACAAUAACAACCACAACCCCCACAACGUCCACUUCAAUAAAUAUAUCAAUGUCCACUACGACGACCACGACCACGACCACGACCACCAUAACUACCACACCUGAUACUACAACCAAAACAGUUACAACUGCGACCACAACCACUACAACUACAACUACGACCCCUACAACUACAACUACCACUACGACCCCUACAACUACCACUACGACCCCUACAACAACUAUAACUACCACUACCACUACAACUACUACUACCACUACAACUACAACUACAACUACAACUACCACUACCACUACGACUACGACCCCUACCACUACAACUCCGAUAGCAACAACUACAACCUCUGUCAUUGCAUCGGAUCCUGUUCCCUUCGUGUACCACCACUACACCCUAUCCUGGGACGCGGCCCGUGUCGUAUGUCAGAACAAUGGAGGGGAUCUUGCCUCCCUGGACUCUGCACAGCGACUGCAAGACGUCAUGGACUUUUUCGAUGAUUAUCGAUCGAAGGGGAAUUCUGUCUACAAUUCUGUGCAUGCUGGCAUGAAACGAAGCCCCUCCGACAAUGUACUCUACUGGAACAGUGGCAACACCGUUGGUAGCAUCACCGUCUGGGCACCGGGCUACCCGAUUUCAUCGGAGGGCUGUGGGUACACUUCACCAUUUGAAAGUUUCCAGAUGCGGACCGUGGCUUGCACCCAUCUUUUGGCCUUUCUGUGUGAAACAUCGGUCGUCACUACAACCACACAAGCCCCAGCCACAGUAUCGGAUCCUGUUCCCUUCGUGUACCACCACUACACCCUAUCCUGGGACGCGGCCCGUGUCGUAUGUCAGAACAAUGGAGGGGAUCUUGCCUCCCUGGACUCUGCACAGCGACUGCAAGACGUCAUGGACUUUUUCGAUGAUUAUCGAUCGAAGGGGAAUUCUGUCUACAAUUCUGUGCAUGCUGGCAUGAAACGAAACCCCUCCGACAAUGUACUCUACUGGAACAGUGGCAACACCGUUGGCAGCAUCACCGUCUGGGCACCGGGCUACCCGAUUUCAUCGCAGGGCUGUGGGUACACGUCUCCAUUUGAAAGUUUUCAGAUGCGGACCGUGGCUUGCACCCAUCCUUUGGCCUUUCUUUGUGAAACAUAGGUCGUCUUCACCAGUGCCAUAGUAGAUGAAAUAUAUUAGGUCCUACUCGUAUCACCACUACACAUUAUCUUUUCAUACAGCUCGCCGUGUAUGUCAAACAAUGGAGGGGAUCUUAAUAACCUGUACAACGACAAAAGAUGUCAUCUAGUU